GCUGGGAGGGGAGGGCGCACGGAGGCAAGGCCAGAUUUGAUCUUUUAAUCUUCGUUGGCCACAAUUAAAACAAACCCGAUCGUGGAGCGUCGCGAUCCCUUUGCAUAAAAACAUAUGGCUUUUGCUAUAAAAAUUAUGACUGCAAAACACCGGGCCAUUAAUAGCGUGCGGAGUGAUUUACGCGUUAUUGUUCUGCUGGGCGGGCACGUGACGCGCGCGGCCAAUGGGGGCGCGGGCGCCGGCAACUUAUUAGGUGACUGUACUUCCCCCCCUGGUGCCACCAAGUUGUUACAUGAAAUCUGCAGUUUCAUAAUUUCCUCGGGUCGGGCCGGCCGGCCGGGCGCGGGGCACAGCGAUGGCCACCACCGGGGCCCUGGGCAACUACUACGUGGACUCGUUCUUGCUGGGCGCCGACGCCGCGGACGAGCUGGGCGCGGGCCGCUAUGCGCCGGGGGCCCUGGGCCAGCCCCCCCGGCAGGCCGCGGCGCUGGCCGAGCACCCCGACUUCAGCCCGUGCAGCUUCCAGUCCAAGGCGGCGGUGUUCGGCGCCUCGUGGAACCCGGUGCACGCGGCGGGCGCCAACGCGGUGCCCGCGGCCGUGUAUCACCACCAUCACCACCCCUACGUGCACCCCCAGGCGCCCGUGGCGGCGGCCGCGCCGGACGGCAGGUACAUGCGCUCCUGGCUGGAGCCCACGCCCGGCGCGCUCUCCUUCGCGGGCUUGCCCUCCAGCCGGCCUUAUGGCAUUAAACCUGAACCGCUGUCGGCCAGAAGGGGUGACUGUCCCACGCUUGACACUCACACUUUGUCCCUGACUGACUAUGCUUGUGGUUCUCCUCCAGUUGAUAGAGAAAAACAGCCCAGCGAAGGCGCCUUCUCCGAAAACAAUGCUGAGAAUGAGAGCGGCGGAGACAAGCCCCCCAUCGAUCCCAGCAACCCGGCUGCCAACUGGCUCCACGCACGCUCUACACGGAAGAAGCGCUGCCCCUAUACGAAACACCAAACGCUGGAACUAGAGAAAGAGUUUCUGUUCAACAUGUACCUCACCCGGGACCGCAGGUACGAGGUGGCCCGACUGCUCAACCUCACCGAGAGGCAGGUCAAGAUCUGGUUCCAGAACCGCAGGAUGAAAAUGAAGAAAAUCAACAAGGACCGAGCAAAAGACGAGUGAUGCUUCAGGAGUUCGUUUAGAAAAGGGAGAAGGAGCUAGAGAAAGAGCAAGGACUGCCCAUUUCCUUCUCCCAUCCCCACCCCACCCUAGCCUCCACCACCCAGCACAAAGCGGCUCUAACCUCCAGGCCUCAUCUCCCCCUGGCAAACCCUGCUCAGGCUGCCUCUUUGGCCUGCCGCUUUGAUGGAGGAGGUAUUGUAAGCUUUCCAUUUUCUUAAAAUGAAUAAAGGGGGCAUUAGCGCUGAUGGUUGUGUGUGCUAGCUUGUAUAUAUUUAAAAAAAAAAAUCUACCUGUCCUGACUUAAAACAAACAAACAAAAAAAAAACUACCUUUUUAUAAUGCACAACUGUUGAUGGUGGGCUGUAUAGUUUUUAGUCUGUGUAGUUAAUUUAAUUUGCUCUUUGUGCAGCAGAGCGAUCUGCCCAGAUACUUGAACACUGUGUUUUAUUGUGGUAAUUAUGUUUUGUGACUCAAACUUCUGUGCUGGGUGACGCACCCGUUGUGAUUGUGAAAGCUAGGAUUCAAUUUGAACUCAGGUUGUUUAUGAGGGAGAAAAACAGUCGCAUAGAGUAUAGCUCUGUAGUGGAAUAUGUCUUCUGUAUAACUAGGCUGUUAACCUUUGGUUGUAAACUAGCUGUAAGGAUUUCCCAGUGAAAUUUAAAAAAAAAAAAAUUGAAAAGAAAGGGUUCUCCGGGAUGCAUAGGAUCAUGGUUUUUCUCCACGUUUGAAAUGUGGGCAUUUUAGUCUUUCCAUGCUUUAUAGGUCUAUCUUGUUCGUUGUAUAUAUAAUUCACAUGUUAAAGAAAAAGUAAUCAAACGAGCUUGAAUACUGGUUUUGCACCAGAAAAACAGUGAGGAAAUUCGGAGCUAUACACAUGUGCAGAAGGUUACUACCUAUGGUUUACGUUUAAUUUUAAUCGGGGAAAAUGAAUGCUUAUUGUAACGGAGUUAAUUUUAUUGAUAAUAAAUUAUACACUAUGAAACUGCCAUUGGGCUACUGUAGAUUUGUAUCCUUGAUGAAUCUGGGGUUUCCAUCGGGCUGAACAUACACUGUAUAUUUUGCAAUAGUUACCUCAAGGCCUACUGACCAAAUUGUGUUGAGAUAUUUAACUUUUUGCCAAAUAAAAUAUAUUGAUUCUUUUCUA
Talpa occidentalis (Iberian mole) is the source of this 2315-nucleotide messenger RNA. It is a transcript of the gene HOXA9, whose product is annotated as homeobox A9. The coding region runs from base 356 to 1171 and encodes 271 amino acids. The transcript is spliced from 2 exons. Gene Ontology annotation, cellular component: nucleus. NCBI's taxonomy places the organism in Eukaryota, Metazoa, Chordata, Mammalia, Eulipotyphla, Talpidae. Gene Ontology annotation, biological process: DNA-templated transcription; embryonic skeletal system morphogenesis; anterior/posterior pattern specification. Gene Ontology annotation, molecular function: DNA-binding transcription factor activity, RNA polymerase II-specific; RNA polymerase II cis-regulatory region sequence-specific DNA binding. The record is from RefSeq and is a predicted model, not a curated record.